AUGUAGUAUUAACAGUUCUCAGAAAGUGAAUAAUAACAAAGUACAUUAAAUUUAGGAUUAUUUUAUUUAUUUUACAAUUCUGGUAGUGGGAGUGUUAAAGCUAAUCAAUUUAGUGUAUUGGAUGUAAUAGUUGAUAAAUAAUUUAGUGUGCAGAUAUCACUUUAAUUAUUGAUAGUAAAGAAGUACAAAUAUCAUUCUUCAGCAUUUAAAAUGUACCUUCUAGAAAUUAGGGUUAUAAUAAAUUAAAGUAAGAUUUAAGAUCAAGUACUUAUUUUUAUAAUUCAGAUAAUAAAUAAAUUCCAAUCAUUAUAGCAGGAGGAGAUGGUUCCAUGAUGUGGGUGAUUGAGUAAAUGAUACAAUAGAAAAUUGAUAUUAAUCAAAUAGUUAUUGUUCCAUUACCUUGUGGAACAGGAAAUGAUUUUUCAAACGCAUUAGGUAGUCUAACUAUAUUUAAUCAAAGGAUGGGAUACUGAUAUACCAGGAAAUAUGUUAGAAAAUGACUAUCGUAUCUUAAAAUAAUAUAUAAGAUCAUGGUAGAAAGGUCAUCAAUGUUUUUUUGAUAUUUGGGAUAUUACUAUCUAAACUUAAUAGGAUGGAUAUUUUUAAGAAAUAAAGAAAAACGAUAAGGGUUAUACUAAAUAAAGCAUCAAAGAUUUAGAUGGGAUGAAUACUAAUAUUUUAGAAAAGAAAAUGUCCAACUAUUUUAGUAUUGGAGUAGAUGCAAGAAUUGGAUAUGGUUUUGAUAAGAAUAGAACAACUAAUAGACAUGUUAAUAAAAUUUGUUAUUGUUUAUAAGGAAUAUAAAAAAUGUUCUUGAAAAAUCCAAGAUUAAAUUAAGUUGUUGAAUUUGUUGAACAUUUUGUAUUUAUUGAAUAUAAAUCAUUUAGAAUCAUAAAGAAUAAAAAACAUUAUUUAAAACUGUUAAUUGUUAAGAUAAAAAUGCUCUAACUGUUCCUGGCAAUCCUGCAACAUUAGUAUGUUUAAAUAUCAAUUCAUAUGCUGCUGGAAUUACAGAUAUUUGGAAAAAUGGCAAAACUCCAUAAGAAUUUUUACAAAAGAAUAAAUUAUAUUCUGAAAAAACUUCAUUUUCUGAUGGAUUAUUAGAAUUUAUAUCAUUUGAUUCUAUUGCAGGAAUUGGAUCUGAAAGGUUAAAUCUUAUUUAUAAAUCUUAAUUAGAGUAUUGGCUGGUAAUGCUACAAGAUUGGCAUAAACUAGUGGACCUUUGCUUAUUAAAUUUUAAGAAUCAAAUAAUAACAAUACUGUAAAUAGUUACAUUUAAAUUGAUGGUUAAUAUUUUUGUAUUGUCAAUCCUUUGAGUGUUGAAAUUUAAUCAUGUAGACAAUUACCUUAAGGAAAAAUAAGAAUUUUAUUAAAGGAUUGA
Messenger RNA from Paramecium primaurelia, 1381 nucleotides. The record is from the annotation of a GenBank genome assembly. Lineage: Eukaryota; Ciliophora; Oligohymenophorea; Peniculida; Parameciidae.